This is a messenger RNA of Triticum aestivum (bread wheat), 4233 nucleotides long. RefSeq names its product zinc finger protein BRUTUS. The transcript is spliced from 14 exons. The coding region runs from base 161 to 3874 and encodes 1237 amino acids. Gene Ontology annotation, cellular component: nucleus. The record is from RefSeq and is a predicted model, not a curated record. Lineage: Eukaryota; Viridiplantae; Streptophyta; Magnoliopsida; Poales; Poaceae. Gene Ontology annotation, molecular function: ubiquitin protein ligase activity; zinc ion binding. Gene Ontology annotation, biological process: protein ubiquitination; ubiquitin-dependent protein catabolic process.
CGGCGAGCGAAAGAGACCCCCGCAGAAGCCAACGCGACGCCAAAUCCAUUCCUCUUCCCUCUCCACAGGCUGAGACGAAGCCAACCGAAGCGAGCACGAACACCCUAGGCGCGCGCGCUCAGAGCCGUGGCGGAGUCGUCGGGCUCGCCGUAGGCAGCGGAUGGCGACGCCCACGCCCAUGGCCGGCGAGGGGACGCUCGCCGCGGUGAUGCCGCUGUCGCCGCCCCCGCCGGCGGCGGCGGAGGCGGCCGCGGGGUCGGCGGCCGAGGCGCCGAUGCUGAUAUUCCUCUACUUCCACAAGGCGAUCCGCGCCGAGCUCGAGGGGCUGCACGGCGCCGCCGUGCGCCUCGCCACGGAGCGCGCCGGCGACGUGGGGGCACUGGCCGAGCGCUGCCGCUUCUUCGUCAACAUCUACAAGCACCACUGCGACGCCGAGGACGCGGUUAUCUUUCCAGCACUUGAUAUUCGAGUCAAGAAUGUCGCUGGAACGUAUUCUCUAGAGCACAAAGGCGAAAAUGACCUCUUUACCCAGCUUCUUGCUUUAUUACAACUUGAUAUACAAAAUGACGAUGCUCUUCGGAGGGAACUUGCAUCCUGCACAGGAGCCAUACAAACGUGCCUCACCCAGCAUAUGUCCAAGGAAGAAGAACAGGUCUUCCCGUUGCUUACCAAGAAAUUUUCAUACGAAGAGCAGUCGGAUUUAGUGUGGCAGUUCUUAUGCAACAUUCCUGUGAAUAUGCUGGCGGAGUUCCUUCCGUGGCUCUCAACUUCUGUUUCAUCUGACGAGCAUCAGGAUAUUCGUAACUGUUUAUUUAAAAUAGUUCCUGAAGAGAAACUUCUUAAACAGGUUGUAUUCACUUGGAUCGAAGGGAAAGCAACAAGAGAAGUGGCACAGAGUGUUGUCAGUGAUAAUUUGGAAAGAAGUCAUUGUUGCAAGGAUGCUUCCUUUGUUAUUCAAGCGGAGAAACUUAUUUAUCCACUUGAACAGUCUAAAGUCGGGCAUAUAAAGCAUACAGAAUCUAAUGUUGGUCAGGCUGACAGGCACCCCAUAGAUGAGAUUUUAUAUUGGCAUAAUGCUAUCCGUAAAGAACUAAAUGAUAUAGCAGAGGAGACAAGAAGGAUGCAGCAGUCUGGAGAUUUUGCUGAUAUAUCAGCCUUCAAUGCGAGACUUCAGUUUAUUGCAGAUGUGUGCAUCUUCCACAGUAUCGCCGAGGAUCAGGUUGUAUUUCCUGCAGUCAAUAGUGAGCUGUCCUUCGUGCUGGAGCAUGCUGAAGAAGAACGUCGAUUUAACAAUUUUAGAUGCUUAAUUCAGCAAAUCCAAAUGGCAGGAGCAAAAUCAACUGCAGCAGAGUUUUACUCUGAAUUGUGUUCACAUGCUGAUCAGAUCAUGGAGGCAAUUGAGAAACACUUCUGUAACGAAGAAACCAAGGUGCUUCCCCAAGCUAGGGUUCUUUUCUCUCCUGAGAAGCAAAGGGAACUUCUAUACAGAAGUCUUUGUGUCAUGCCAUUGAAGCUAUUGGAACGUGUUCUACCAUGGUUGGUGUCAAAACUGAGCGAUGAGGAGGCAUCUUCUUUUCUUCAGAAUAUGCGCUUGGCAGCACCAUUAUGUGACACCGCAUUGGUCACUCUUUUCUCUGGUUGGGCAUGCAAGGCUCGCUCAGAGGAUAAAUCCAAUUCUGGAGAAUAUAUAUGCUUAACAUCAGGAGCAGCAAGAUGCCUGUUGGAUGAUGUAGAAGAGCUGAAAAAAUGUCAAUCAUUCUGCCCAUGUGCUUCACGUACCAGUGCAGAUGUUGCUCUUCAUCUGGAAAAUGAAAAUGGUUCUAGGCCAGGCAAGCGAGGAAAUGAUGCAGAAUCUGUUCCUGGUACUAAUGGAAGUCACUGCUCUCAAAUUACUGACACUGUAGCACGUCCAUGUAGCAAAAAACCUUGUUGUAUUCCUGGGUUGAGAGUAGACACCAGCAAUCUUGGCAUCGGUUCACUGGCUUCUGCAAAGUCCUUUCUCUCCCUGUCAUACAAUUCUUCUGCGCCCUCAUUAUAUUCAAGCCUUUUUUCAUGGGACACAGAUACAGCAUUGUCUUGUUCUGAUGGCAUUUCAAGACCAAUUGAUACCAUAUUCAAAUUUCACAAGGCGAUUCGCAAGGAUUUGGAGUACUUAGAUGUUGAAUCUGGAAAGCUCAUCGAUGGUGAUGAAUCCUGCCUUCGCCAGUUCAUUGGAAGAUUUCGUUUAUUGUGGGGUCUUUAUAGGGCGCACAGCAAUGCUGAGGAUGAAAUUGUCUUUCCUGCUUUAGAAUCACGAGAGCCAUUGCACAAUGUGAGCCAUUCAUACACUCUUGACCACAAGCAGGAAGAGCAAUUGUUUGAAGAUAUAUCUAAUGUUCUCUGUGAGCUUUCACAGCUACAUGAGAGCUUGAACCAGCCACAUACUGAAGCGAAUGAAGCAGAGAAACACUAUUUGAAUUCAUCUAAUGUGAUUGAUUCGACUAGAAAGUACAAUGAGCUUGCUACGAAGCUUCAAGGAAUGUGCAAGUCUAUCCGGGUCGCCUUGUCUAAUCAUGUCCACAGAGAAGAACUUGAGCUGUGGCCAUUGUUUGAUAAACAUUUUUCGGUCGAGGAACAGGAUAAGCUUGUAGGUCGUAUAAUUGGUACAACAGGUGCUGAGGUUCUCCAAUCAAUGCUACCCUGGGUUACAUCAGCGCUUAAUCAAGAAGAACAGAACAAGAUGCUGGAUACAUGGAAGCAAGCAACUAAGAACACAAUGUUCGGUGAGUGGCUAAAUGAGUGGUGGAAGGGAGUUCCAACACCAUCUGAUUCUUCGUCAGAGACAUCCCCCAUUCCGGAAGACAGUCAUUCACAAGACAAGCUUGACCAGAAUGACCAGAUGUUCAAGCCUGGCUGGAAGGACAUAUUUCGAAUGAACCAGAGUGAACUUGAGGCAGAGGUUCGAAAGGUUUCACGGGAUCCAACACUUGAUCCAAGGCGAAAGGCCUAUCUAAUCCAAAAUCUCAUGACCAGCCGCUGGAUAGCUGCUCAGCAAAAGCUACCGGAUCCAAGAUCAGAAGAGUGUAGUGAAGGUGCCGGUAUACCUGGAUGUUGUUCUUCUUAUCGUGACCAGGAGAAGCAAAUAUUCGGUUGUGAGCACUACAAACGGAACUGUAAGCUUGUUGCUGCUUGCUGUAACAAGCUCUUUACAUGCAGAUUCUGCCAUGAUAAAGUUAGCGACCAUACAAUGGAAAGGAAAGCAACACAGGAGAUGAUGUGCAUGCUAUGCCUGAAGGUUCAACCUGUCGGUCCGAAUUGCCAAACUCCAUCUUGCAAUGGACUAUCCAUGGCAAAGUAUUACUGUAAUAUCUGCAAAUUUUUUGAUGACGAAAGGACUGUGUACCAUUGUCCGUUUUGUAAUCUGUGUCGUCUUGGUAAAGGUCUUGGUGUUGAUUUCUUCCAUUGCAUGAAGUGCAAUUGCUGCCUUGGAAUGAAACUAACAGAACACAAAUGUCGGGAGAAGGGGCUAGAGACAAACUGUCCAAUCUGCUGUGACUUCCUAUUCACAUCAAGCGCGGCAGUUAGAGCUCUUCCUUGUGGUCACUUCAUGCAUUCAGCUUGCUUUCAGGCAUACACUUGCAGUCACUACACUUGUCCUAUCUGCUGCAAAUCCUUGGGAGAUAUGGCGGUGUACUUUGGCAUGCUUGAUGCGUUGUUGGCUGCUGAAGAGCUUCCGGAGGAAUACCGCGAUAGGUGUCAGGACAUUCUUUGUAAUGACUGUGAAAGAAAAGGGAGAUCUCAGUUUCAUUGGCUGUACCACAAAUGCGGCUCCUGUGGUUCUUACAAUACCAGAGUUAUCAAAACUGAUACGGCAGAUUGUUCUACCCCGAACUAGCGAGGGGAAUAUUCUUUCUUUUUUAGUUUUUGUCUUUUGUAAAUAUAGUCUUACAGAACCUUGUGUAGAAUAGCUACCAUAUUUUUUCAUCCCAUAGCCAGUCAUUUUUGUCAAGCAUAGCGUGCAAUUUACUAGGUCUGGUGCUAUAAUCUGUAAAAAUGGACAUGAGCCUGACCUUCAUCCUGUCAGGUGCAUCCUGCCUGCACUAAAGGCUUAGCAUCCAUGCCAAAGUAUACAGUAUACAAGUGUACCUGUACACAAAUACCGACAGUCCUGCCUUCUGUGUUCAACGGUUCCGAAAGACCAUUUUCGAGCAAGAUUCUUACGUUCAUAAUAUACACAGCUAUUUCAUGUAAAAA